AACAGCACACAUAAAAAUGAACUUGCUGCCUUAAUGCUCUAUGGGGCUCGGUGGCUGGUGCUGAGGCUGGGAGGCAGCCCCAAGACAUAGGAGCAGCUGAACCUUUCUGAAUGGUGAAUGAGCCUGAGAAACUCACUGCAGAGGAGCCCGGCUACUAACACAAAACAGCUCAACCAGCCAGCCAACCACCCAAUGCUAAUACUCUCUGCCCAUCUGGCCCUCCCAAACCCCUGCCAUGCUGAUCACUGUGUACUGUGUACGGAGGGACCUCUCUGAGGAAACUUUCUCCCUUCAAGUCAGCCCUGACUUUGAGCUCUGCAAUUUCAAGGUCCUCUGUGAACUGGAGUCCAGAGUUCCUGCUGAAGAGAUCCAGAUUGUCUACAUGGAGCGAUUCCUCACAGACAAUCACUGUUCCUUGGGAUCCUACGGCCUCAAAGAUGGUGAUGUUGUUGUUUUACUUCAGAGGGAUAACGUGGGAUCUCGGCCUCCAGGACAAACCCCAAACCAGUCUCGAGUUGAUUUCAGUACAGUUCCUCAGCCUGGAACAUCAAGCUCUCGACAGCAGCACCAGCACCAACACCAGCACCAGCAGCAGAAUCACCAGCAGCAGAAGCACAAACAUGCUUCCUCAGCCCAGCGGUCCCAUGGCUUGGCUUCUGGAGAGAAGAGGGCCUCUGCCGCGGGUAUGGACAGUCCUGCUGCGAUUCGCAGUAUGUUGCUUUCCAGUCCCCAUGAUCUGUCUUUGCUGAAGGAACGCAACCCUGUUUUAGCUGAAGCUCUCCUCAGUGGAAACCUUGAGACAUUUUCUCGGGUUCUGAUGGAACAGCAAAGAGAAAUAGCCUUGAGGGAAGAAGAGAGGCUACGCCUCUUUUCUGCUGAUCCAUUUGAUCAAGAAGCUCAGGCUAAAAUAGAAGAAGAAAUUCGGCAGCAGAACAUUGAAGAAAACAUGAACAUAGCUAUGGAGGAGGCUCCUGAGAGUUUUGGACAGGUGACGAUGCUCUAUAUAAACUGCAAAGUGAAUGGGUAUCCUCUGAAGGCUUUUGUUGACUCAGGUGCCCAGAUGACCAUUAUGAGCCAAGCUUGUGCUGAGAGGUGUAACAUAAUAAGGCUGGUGGACCGACGGUGGGCUGGAGUUGCUAAAGGAGUGGGCACACAGAGGAUUAUUGGUCGUGUUCAUCUAGCUCAGAUUCAAAUUGAAGGUGAUUUCUUACAAUGCUCCUUCUCUGUGCUUGAGGAGCAACCCAUGGAUAUCCUCCUAGGACUAGAUAUGCUUAGGAGACAUCAAUGUUCCAUUGAUUUGAAGAAAAAUGUGCUGGUUAUUGGCACCACUGGCACACAGACUUACUUUCUCCCAGAGGGUGAGUUACCCUUAUGUGCUAAACUAGUAAGUGGUAUUGGGCAGGAAGAUCCUUCCAACAAAGAAGAGCAUGUAAAACGUUCAUUCAAGGAUUCAGGGCGUAAAAAGCAUUGAAUCAGGUUGCAAUGUGUCACCACCUUGAGGGAGCCUCAAGUUCUGGAAAAUUAUAAAACAAGAGCUCACUGGCAAAGUAAUCAUUAAAAA
Cavia porcellus (domestic guinea pig) is the source of this 1561-nucleotide messenger RNA. It is a transcript of the gene Ddi1, whose product is annotated as DNA damage inducible 1 homolog 1. Lineage: Eukaryota; Metazoa; Chordata; Mammalia; Rodentia; Caviidae. The coding region runs from base 236 to 1471 and encodes 411 amino acids. Gene Ontology annotation, biological process: proteolysis. The transcript has a single exon. Gene Ontology annotation, molecular function: protein binding; aspartic-type endopeptidase activity. The record is from RefSeq and is a predicted model, not a curated record.